AUGUCCAGCCAGCAAUUCUGGACCCAAAUAGUCGCGGCCCUCGUCUUCGCAAACAUCCAGCAUGCAGUCCUUUCCUCAGCCUGCCACUACCCCUAUUUUCUUCCACUGAUGGUGCAUUUGAAGCGACACCUGCUCACCACACGGAUGCUUGCACUAGCAGUUCUGGCUGGAUUGACAUGGGCGACAACGCUACUGCUGUACCAGCAGCUUUCAUUCGCAUACCGACGCAUGUACGCCGCCGACAAGGGGCUCAGCGGCCUGGCGAUACUAUUGCCGGUCACAAACAACACAGAUAUGCAAUUCUACCACAACAUGUGGGUCGGGGACUACCUUCACCCCGUCUGCGAUUUUGACGGACCUGGAUGCAGCAUUGUUUGCAAUCGGAGCUCGACGUACCAGACACUAGACAAGAAGACCAUUUGUUUUUCGCGCGCGAUCCAGCAGGGCUUCAGCGACACUGAGUUUUUCAUCAAGCUCGAUGACGACGCCCUUGUUGAUCGAGACUAUAUCCACCACCUUAUGCGCAGGUAUCGUGGCUACCGGCAGCCGCUGUACAUUAGCGACUUCAUCCUGAAUCUGGACCACCGCAACUCGGUUUUAGACGGGACUUACUACGGCAACGGCAAGUUCUACAUGUUCAACCGCAAGCUGGUGGAGUGCAUGGACACGGAUAUUGAUUACCGCGGACGGCGGAACGAAGAUGCAGUGUUUGGGUCCAUGGUGCAUAGGGGAUGCGGCAAGAGCGUCACACGGGUUCUGGAGGACGACGCAAAGAUCUGGCACAAAACCUACCAGAACAAAAACAAGUUCAUCGAUCUAGCAGCACUGAAAACCCACUGA
This is a messenger RNA of Linderina pennispora, 840 nucleotides long. RefSeq lists its product as uncharacterized. NCBI's taxonomy places the organism in Eukaryota, Fungi, Kickxellomycota, Kickxellomycetes, Kickxellales, Kickxellaceae. The record is from RefSeq and is a predicted model, not a curated record. Bases 1 to 840 code for a protein of 279 amino acids. The transcript has a single exon.